Messenger RNA from Sycon ciliatum, 1666 nucleotides. RefSeq names its product nucleolar protein 58-like. The transcript is spliced from 2 exons. Bases 66 to 1052 code for a protein of 328 amino acids. Lineage: Eukaryota; Metazoa; Porifera; Calcarea; Leucosolenida; Sycettidae. The record is from RefSeq and is a predicted model, not a curated record.
AGAAGUUUCGUGUAGUUGAAGAGGAGCGCUAGCGUGUGAUAUUUGAAAAUAUUUCUUAUCUAGUCAUGGAUUCGCAGGCAUCUUCGUCGAGAUCGGCAUCGUCACCUACUAGUACCUUUGCUUUCUUCCCUCCAAUAUUGCCUGGAUACAUACACCCCCUUUCGCCGCCUCGAGUGCCUUCACCACCAUCGAGCGGCGGGAAAGACAAGCCGAAAUGUAUCAAGUUCGACUUGUCAAUGGAUCUGAUCCUUCUCCGGCAGCUGAGAGGUGGCACCAAUCCGUUUCUUCGUGGAUCCCCAGGUUACGAGGAAGCAGCUUUGGCCCUCGACUCCUUGGGCGACCCAAGAUUUGCUGGGAUCACCAAGAAAGGAUCCCGAGAUCGAACGCUGCUGAUGCUAGAGGCGCACCAGAAAGGCGACCUAUGGAAGAAGAAGCAAUCAGGGUCUGACGAGGAAUUCACAGAGAAAGUAGCACUGAUGACUGAGCUGGCUGACUUGAAAUACGAGGCUAGCGAAAAGUCUGCUGCCAAACAAGUAGCCCCAGCCGCAGACCGUCAGGCGGCCCUGCUCCUCAGAGAUGAGGCAACUUCCACGCUUGGGCCGGUGAAGCGUAAGAGCGAGAAAAGCGACGAUGCCACCGGCAUGAACCCGAAAAGCAAAAAGCAGGAUGCUCCAAAAGCCAGUGCCUGUGAGGUGGUGGUGGGUUACCUGGAGGAAAAAUCGAAGGUGGAGCUCGAGGAGACGCAGCGCCGCCGAGAGUUGGAAGAGAGACGUGUGGCGGUGGACGAGAAACGUCUUCAAGAAGAGUUUAGUGACGAGUCGAAGGAGAUCGAGAGGAGGAAGAUGGCGUUAGAGGAACAGAGAUUGGAAGCACAGAAGGAGAAGGAGCGAGGUGAGAGAGAAGAAGCCCGAGCUGAAAGGGCGGCUCGGCAGAAGCGAGAAGACGCUGACAGAGCAGAGGCGAAGGCGGACCGGGAAGCACGGGAGAAGCGUGAUGGUGCCAUGAUGGAAUUGUUAUCGAAGUUGGUGGCGAAACAAGCCAACUACAUGUAACUGCAUUGAGGGAUGCAGGCCACGGUUUUCUUUACGCACCCGACUUCCACUCAUCGAAUUCUGUUCUUCCUUAUUGUGGCCCCGUAGUUGAUAGAAACACCUAAAUGAGUGCUGUAUGCUACAGACAUAUAUAUGAACCAUUGUUGCUCCUUUCUGUUAGCCUGCUAUGGCAAUACCACUUACUCUAGGGUUUCAGUUUCACGCAUGCUGUUCUAGAGUUGAUACUCUCCGCUGUGGCUUUAGGCAAUCAUGUGAUCCGUCUUAUUCAUGAUCUUUCGCGCACGUUCAUGUGUGGCACGUGCUUACAUUCUGCGUUUGUUCUAGUAAGUUCUAAACAUUCUUGUGGACCCGAUUUACCUACAACCUCUGCUGGUGGUAUCUUCUCUCCGCGUUACUUUGGUCUCACUGAAUACGAGAAAGAAAGUACAGCUGUUCUGUAUUCGUGUCCUGGGAGACAUCCUGAAUUUCAGUUGCUCUUUGUGGUACAGUCUUCUUGUUCAAGUAUACUGUUUGUUCGAAAGUCAACCAUCAACCUGCUUAUUCUUUUUUCAACAGGUUUUCUCUCGUUCCGUAUUACGAGUACCCUUUCGUGAAUAUAUGCCACCAAUCCAUGA